UCCUCGUAGGGAUUGGUUUGUACAGAUAAGCCACGCCUACACGGCGUUACCAGGUCAACGACGUAGCCAGCUAGCUUUCGGCUGUCAAAGAAAGAUGGCGUCCGUGUCAGAAUUAUACGAUGUAUCCUGGGAAGAGAUGCGUGACAAACUGAGGAAAUGGAGAGAUGAGAAUUACAGGAACAGCGAGCAGAUUGUGGAUGUUGGCGAAGAGCUGAUCGCUGAGCACUCGUCAAAACUGGGAGAUGACAUUUGGGUAAUCUAUGAGCAGGUGAUGAUAGCCGCGCUGGACUGCAGUCGGGAUGACUUGGCCUGGACCUGCCUGCAGGAGCUGAAGAGGCAGUUUCCAGGCAGCCACAGAGUCAAGCGGCUAACAGGCAUGCGGCUGGAAGCUCUGGAGAAGUACGAAGAGGCCAGCAAGCACUAUGAUGCAAUCCUUCAGGAUGACCCCACCAACACGGCCGCCAGGAAGCGUAAGAUCUCCAUCCUCAAGGCCCAGGGGCGGAGCUCCGAGGCCAUCAGGGAGCUCAACCUGUAUCUGGAGCAGUUUGUGGGCGACCAGGAGGCGUGGCAUGAGCUGUCGGAGCUCUACAUCAACGAACACGACUAUGGGAAAGCUGCCUUCUGUCUGGAGGAGCUGAUGAUGAGCAACCCUCACAACCACCUGUACUGUGAGCAGUACGCUGAGGUGAAGUACACCCAGGGCGGGAUGGAGAACCUGGAGCUGGCCAGGAAAUACUUUGCCCAGGCCCUCAAACUCAACAACAGAAACAUGAGGGCCCUGUUCGGCCUCUACAUGUCGGCCAGCCACAUCGCUGCCAGCCCCAAAGUCAGCGCCAAGGUGAAGAAGGACAACGUCAAGUACGCCGCCUGGGCCGCCAAUCAAAUCAACCGAGCCUAUCAGCUGGCUGGUCGUGGGACCAAGGAGAGCAGAUGUUCAGUGAAAGCUGUGGAGGAGAUGCUGGAAUCCAUGCAGAUCACCAUGUCCUAGACCCCCCCCAGCUCUUCCACCAACACCCUCCUCCCCAACCAUCGCAUGGCGAGACGGCAGCUCUGUUGGACCCCCCCCCCCACCACCUUCCUGUUCAAGAGGAGUUGAGCUUGGGCCACAUAGACCAUCUAAGCAGCUCUGGACUCAUCUUAACCUAGCUGACAGUCAGCAGUGUGUGUGCGUGUGCGUGCGUGUGUAAGAUAGAGAGAGAGAGAGAGAGAGCUGUGAUCAAGUCCAAGUCUUUCUCAGGUGUGGAGCAUGUUGGUGCUCAAAGUCCGAGCCCCUACAUGGAGAUGAUGAUGAUGAUGAUGAUGAAGAGGGCGCAGGGUCUGAGUUGGACUGGGAGGACAAGCUGGGUGUCGAAUGAGAGAGACCAGACUUCCUGCCGUUAAAGAGACCCGGUUAACAGGAUGUUAACAUGUCUGCCUGCCUAUGCUAUGGAGAGAAGGUCAAGUGGCCUGUCUGCCUGCCUGCCUGUCUGUCUGCCUACAUGUCUGUCUGUGUCCUCCAAGGUCUCCCCGUGUCUACAUGAAACACUUUUAUCGGAAUGAAAAUGUCUCUUUUUCUGUCUGUACAUCAAGAUGUCUUAAUAAAGGGUUGACUUGUUGAA
Osmerus eperlanus (European smelt) is the source of this 1598-nucleotide messenger RNA. It is a transcript of the gene emc2, whose product is annotated as ER membrane protein complex subunit 2. The transcript has 11 exons. Gene Ontology annotation, molecular function: protein binding. Gene Ontology annotation, cellular component: EMC complex. The record is from RefSeq and is a predicted model, not a curated record. Lineage: Eukaryota; Metazoa; Chordata; Actinopteri; Osmeriformes; Osmeridae. Gene Ontology annotation, biological process: protein folding in endoplasmic reticulum. The coding region runs from base 95 to 988 and encodes 297 amino acids.